AGUACAACCAAACAAACUCGAGAUCUGAAACCUCACAACUUGAUAAACGAACGAAUCAUUUUCAACCGCUCAUCACAUUAUCCCCGUUUUUUUUGUUCAAACUCUUAAAAAUUUGGUUUCUUUCUUCCCUUUCGAGAGAACGGCUACCGCCAAGAGAAACCCGCCAAGAGUCUCAUCAUCCAUUGCAAAAGAAACCCGGACUUCGAACCUCAUCAAGCCGCAAUACUCCAAGAACAUCAAGCACCCCAUCGGUCCUAGCAAACUAAAUUUCAUCCACAAUGUCAGACCCGAACAAUGUCUUCACCCAGCUUUCCGGCUCCACCCCCGCCGACGCCUCCAUCUCCAAAGAGCACGGUCUCGCUUACUGGGAAUCCGUCAGCGCCGACGAGAACGGCAUGCUAGGCGGGAUCCCGACCUUCGCCGGCUUCGCCAACACGUCCAAGAUCGACCUGCAGGGCUCUCGCAAUUUCCUAGCCAAGUUCGGCAUUGGUUCUAAGCCAGGCUUGCGCAGGUGCAAGCGCAUCCUAGAGGGCGGGGCAGGCGUGGGAAGGAUCACGGAGGGCUUGUUGACUGAUUUGUUGGUGGUGGAUGAGAACGAGGGAGGGAAAGGACCUGGGAAGGUGGAUGUGGUUGAGCCAAUUGCCAAGUUUACGGCCAAGUUGCAGGGAAAAAAGGGGGUGGGGAAGGUGUACGUGAUGGGGUUGGAGGAGUGGGUGCCUGAGGUCGGGGAGGGGGAGAAUAAGUAUGAUUUGGUGUGGACGCAGUGGUGCGUGGGACAUUUGACGGAUGAGCAGCUGGUGGCGUAUUUGCAAAGGUGCAAGAGCGCACUGGCUGAGGAUGGGUUGAUUGUGAUCAAGGAGAACACGACGGUGUUGGGGAAUGAUGAGUUUGACAAGGAGGAUAGUAGUGUUACGAGAGGCGAGGCGACAUUCCAGAAAGUCUUCCAAAAGGCUGGUUUGAAGGUUGUCAAGGCCGAGUUCCAGAAGGGCUUCCCCCAGACGAGGACCAUGAAGCUCCUGCCGGUACGGAUGUACGCUCUGAAGCCUUGAGGAUCUGGAGAGUAAGAACAAGUACCACGAUCAAAGUCACUAUACAGCAUAUGUGGAAACGAGCGACCGACACGGAUACACUAGGUUUACCAUUAUUGAGGGGUUAUGGACACCUUCGGUCUACGUGGAAUGGUAGGCACCCAAAAGAGAGAAAAGGCCGUCACCUCCAGGUUCCUGACUUCCUGGCAUGUCCAAUCCGGCAUCCAACGUACAAGAAGGCCAUUACUAUCACCAAACACCACCUUACUGGACCGCCUCAAGGUUGUCUUGGAUUACAGAUUAGGUUGAGCGGAGCACCAGAGCAACUUGAAAUACACUUAAAUCACUUCGACAGCUGAAGACACCACUUCUUUUUCCCUUCCUUCCUAGCUGAGCCACUUGAACCUCGUCCUUCUUCUCAUCCUACACCCUAACUUGC
Messenger RNA from Neurospora crassa OR74A, 1467 nucleotides. Its product is annotated as DUF858 domain-containing protein. NCBI's taxonomy places the organism in Eukaryota, Fungi, Ascomycota, Sordariomycetes, Sordariales, Sordariaceae. Gene Ontology annotation, biological process: N-terminal protein amino acid methylation. The transcript has 2 exons. The coding region runs from base 279 to 1049 and encodes 256 amino acids. Gene Ontology annotation, cellular component: cytoplasm. Gene Ontology annotation, molecular function: N-terminal protein N-methyltransferase activity. The record is from RefSeq and is a predicted model, not a curated record.